Molecule: messenger RNA, 552 nt
Organism: Papaver somniferum (opium poppy)
Lineage: Eukaryota; Viridiplantae; Streptophyta; Magnoliopsida; Ranunculales; Papaveraceae
Exons: 1
Coding region: 1-552 (183 amino acids)
Source: RefSeq, a predicted model, not a curated record
AUGACUCUUCAUGGAGAUUCCAUUUUUGUUUUUGAAUUUCAGUCAUCUGAGGAUAGAAUUGCUGCUUUAGAACAUGGUUGUUUCUUUAUUGGGGGUCAAUUAUUUGUUGUUAGACCUUGGACAUUGUUGAUUGAGCAAGAACUAACUGAACUCAAGACAAUUUCCAUUUGGAUUAACUUAAGGAAAGUGCCUUUACAUUUGUGGAAUGCCAAGGGAUUGAGGAAGCUUGCUAGCUUCAUAGGAGUUCCUCUGAUGUUGGAUAAGCAGACAACAAAUAGUUCAAGAAUGGACUAUGCUAGAGUCUGUGUUGAAGUAGUUGUGGACUCUGAUUUCCCAGCAUAUAUUGAUGCUAUGGUUGGCAAGGUACAAAUCCAGAUUCCAGUGGAGUAUAGCUGGAAACCUCCAAGGUGUAAACAUUGUGGAGUUUUUGGCCAUAAUCAAGAGAAGUGUGCUUCUGCAGCUGCUGCUGCUAAGGUUGCAGCCACUGCAGCAGCUGCUAAACUGGUGCAAGGGGUAAUUGGUCAAAAAGAGAAUGGUUCAAAUAGUCAAUAA